UUCAAAUCUCACUGAACUUACUCUCUCUUCCUACAGCUGUGAUCACCUGAUAGGACCAGAAUGUGGACCUCUUCUAGACACAUGUUCUGCACUCUGUCCGCAUUCAUGAGCCUUGCCGUCAUUUUUUACACCUACCGUGUACAAAUCAGACAGGAGAGUAGAUCUCGGGUACUUCCCGUUGCCACAGACACCAUCACACCACUGGAUAAUCGAACAUUUAUCAUCUCUCCGUAUUACGAGCCCAGGCUUGGCCAAUCAGUCCGGGUCAUCGCCAUCCUCCAUGUGUCUGUGCAAGAACUCUACUGUAUCUUCCAUUGUUCCUCCAAUGAGAACGUCUUCCUCCGGGCACAGAUCGAUCUUCACAGCGACGGUUUCGGGUUCCCGUAUGGGACGGCAGAUCUUCUAUGUGCAGAACCUUCCGGGUGCGAUUACACUUAUAUGUCUUUCUCUUCAACUAAUUCCACAAAUACAAGUCAGGACCUCCUGUUUGAGGUCAGGAACCGUCCGCCGCAGCCGAUCUCCGCCAAUUUCACCGUCUGUCUUUCUACUUUGUAUGGAAACUACAACAAUGUCCUCCAGGUGAUCCAGAGUAUUGAGAUGUACAAGAUUCUGGGGGCCUCCAGAGUCACCAUCUAUAACACCAACUGUUCCCGGGAUGUAGAGAAGGUCUUACGCCAUUACGUUGAUGAAGGAACUCUAGAGGUGGUGCCAUGGCCAAUAGACCGCCAUCUUCGGACAUCAAAAAAAUGGCAUUAUUCCGAAGGACUCGCCGCCGAGAUUGGAUAUUUUGGACAAACUGCAACCCUAAACGAUUGUCUAUACAGGAACAUGUACAAAAGUAGGUUUGUUCUCCUCAAUGACAUUGAUGAAAUCCUUCUUCCGGUCAAGGACUGGGACUGGCCAUCCCUGAUGGAGGAUCUUCAGAACAAACACCCAGAUACAAGCGUCUUCCGCUUCCAGAGUCACGUCUUCCCCACUUCGGUCAACAAUUCUGGAUUUGGCACGUGGUCCCAUGUUCCCGGGGUCAAUGUUCUCACUCACCUUCUUCGACGCCCCAACAAUAACUUUACUGCCCCCAAAAUGAUCCUGAACCCCCGAGACGUAUUUCAGACCUCCAUCCACAAUACUCUGAAACACACAAGAAAUUCCACCGUUUUAGGACAAGAUACGACCAUGCUCUUCCACUGUAAACAGAUGAGAAACGUCGACGUCAACGACCUCCUUCCAGAUGAUAGAAUAAUGAGAUACAAUCUGUCCUUAGUGCCCAACGUAGAUAAGGUGAUCCAGAGGCUUUUCCCUCAGCAAUAGCCCUCCCCCGACCCUCUAUAUAUUCUGUAUAGGGUGACCAUACUGGCCCCUAUUUCCCGGUACCGACCUGUAUUUCCCGGCACAGUCCCGUAUUUCCCGGCACAGUCCCGUAUAUCCCGGGACAGUCCCGUAUUUCCCGUGACAGGCCUGUAUUUCCCGGCACAGUCCCGUAUAUCCCGGGACAGUCCCGUAUAUCCUGGGACAGUCCCGUAUAUCCCGGGACAGGCCCGUAUUUCCCGUGACAGGCCCGUAUUUCCCGGCACAGGCCCGUAUUUCCCGAUACAGGCCCGUAUUUCCCAGGACAGUCCCGUAUUUUCCGGCACAGGCCCGUAUUUCCCGGCACAGGCCCGUAUUUCCCGGGACAGUCCCGUAUUUCCCGGGACAGUCCCGUAUUUCCCGGCACAGGCCAGUAUUUCCCGGCACAGGCCCGUAUUUCCCGGGACAGUCCCGUAUUUCGCGGGACAGGCCCAUAUUUCCCGAGACAGGCCCAUAUUUCUCGGGACAGGCCCGUAUUUCCCGGGACAGGCCUGUAUUUCCCGGGACAGUCCCGUAUUUCGCGGGACAGGCCCAUAUUUCCCGAGACAGGCCCAUAUUUCUCGGGACAGGCCCGUAUUUCCCGGGACAGGCCUGUAUUUCCCGGGACAGUGCUGCAUUUUGCAGGUCAGUCCCGGGUCUCGGGC
This is a messenger RNA of Rana temporaria (common frog), 1988 nucleotides long. Its product is annotated as beta-1,4-galactosyltransferase galt-1-like. The record is from RefSeq and is a predicted model, not a curated record. Bases 61 to 1308 code for a protein of 415 amino acids. Lineage: Eukaryota; Metazoa; Chordata; Amphibia; Anura; Ranidae. The transcript has a single exon.